AGCCGGGCCCCUCUGACCAGCGCUGCCGGCAGCAACCUGUGUGGAGCGACACAGCCAGCCAGGCCCGGGGGGGGGCCCCUCCUGGCUACCCUGCGCCUCCAAAGGGAUGCUUUGGGUGUGAGGCCACUCCUCACCCCUGCAGCCCCCGACUCCCUCCCUCCUCCUGAGGCUCUCCGAGAGCCCACAACAGUCUUUUCUGCCCCCCUACCCAGCUGCUUUCCCAUUUCUGGCCAUCAAAGACUUUCUGAUAACGAGAGAGGGCAGUGAGGAGGACUUCCUGGAGGGGGUGACAGCCCAGAGCCUGGGAUCUUGUCCCCACCAGAAGGCUUUAUUCAGCAGCAAGGACACUAUGCUGCUUCUGAGUGCCAUGCCAGGUCCUGUCCUCAAAGGCCAGGCGCUCUUGCUGCCCCUGCUGUUGUUGCUAGGACCACAGACAUCCCAAGGUCUGGUCAUCACACCUCCGGGGCCAGAGCUUGUCCUCAAUGUCUCCAGCACCUUGGUUCUGACCUGCUCGGGUCCAGAGCCUGUGGUGUGGAAACGGAUGUCCAAGAAGCUCACGCAAGAAAUGGUCAAGACCGAGGAUGGCAAUUUCUCCAGCAUCCUGACGCUGACUGAUGUCACUGGGAUAGACACAGGAGAAUACUUUUGUACCUACAAUAACUCCAAUGAGGUGGAGGCUGGUGAGCAAAAACGGCUCUACAUCUUUGUGCCAGACCCCACCAUGGGCUUCCUCCCGAUCUUCCCCGAGGAAUUCUUCAUCUUUCUCACGGAAGUAACUGAGACCACAAUUCCAUGCCGCGUGACGGAUCCCCAACUGGUGGUGACACUGCAUGAGAAGAAAGUGGACGAUCCACUUCCCAUCCCCUAUGACCACCAACGUGGCUUCUCUGGGACCUUUGAGGACAAGACCUAUGUCUGCAAAACGACCAUCGGGGACAAGGAGGUGGAUUCUGAGCCCUACUAUGUCUACAGCCUCCAGGCGUCAUCCAUCAAUGUCUCAAUGAAUGCAGCGCAGACUGUGGUUCGCCAGGGCGAGAACAUCACCAUCACGUGCAUCGUCACUGGCAACGAGGUGGUCAACUUUGAGUGGACGUACCCCCGCGAGGAGAGUGGGCGGCUGGUGGAGCCAGUGACCGACUUUGAUAUUCCCCACAUACGUUCCACCCUGCACAUCCCCAGUGCUGAGCUGGGCGACUCAGGGACCUACAUCUGCAAUGUGUCCGAGAGUUUGUACGACCAUCAAGAUGAAAAGGCCAUCAAUGUCACCGUGGUUGAGAGUGGCUACGUGCACUUGCUGAGUGAGCUGGACGCUGUACAGUUCGCGGAACUGCACCGGAGCCGGACUCUGCAGGUGGUGUUCGAGGCCUACCCGCUGCCCACUGUCCUGUGGUUCAAGGACAACCGCACCCUGGGCGACUCCAACGCCGGCGAGAUCGCCCUGUCCACGCGCAAUGUGUCCGAGACUCGGUAUGUGUCAGAACUGACACUGGUGCGAGUGAAGGUGGAUGAGGCUGGUCGCUACACCAUGUUGGCCUUCCACGAGGAUGCGGAGGCCCAGGUCUCCUUCCAGCUGCAAAUCAAUGUGCCUGUCCGGGUGCUGGAGCUGAGUGAGAGCCACCCUGCCAAUGGGGAGCAGACAGUCCGCUGUCGUGGCCGGGGCAUGCCUCAGCCACACAUCACCUGGUCUACCUGCAGUGACCUUAAAAGGUGUCCGCGCGAGCUGCCGCCCACGCCUCUGGGGAACAGCUCGGAGGAGGAGGGCCAGCUGGAGACCAACGUGACGUACUGGGCGGAGGAGCAGGAGUUCGAGGUGGUGAGCAUCCUGCGCCUGCGCCGAGUGGAUCAGCCGCUGUCGGUGCGCUGCACGCUGCGAAACCUGCUGGGCGACGACGUGCAGGAGGUCAUCCUGGUGCCCCAGUCCUUGCCCUUCAAGGUGGUGGUGAUCUCGGCCAUCCUGGCCUUGGUUGUCCUAACGAUCAUCUCCUUCAUCAUCCUCAUCAUGCUCUGGCAGAAGAAGCCCCGCUAUGAGAUCCGAUGGAAGGUGAUUGAAUCUGUGAGUUCCGACGGCCAUGAGUACAUCUACGUGGACCCCAUGCAGCUGCCCUAUGACUCCACCUGGGAGCUGCCGCGGGACCAGCUUGUGCUUGGACGUACCCUGGGCUCCGGGGCCUUUGGGCAGGUGGUGGAGGCCACGGCUCAUGGCCUGAGCCAUUCUCAGGCUACAAUGAAAGUGGCUGUCAAGAUGCUAAAAUCCACAGCCCGCAGCAGUGAGAAGCAAGCCCUCAUGUCGGAGCUGAAGAUCAUGAGUCACCUCGGGCCCCACCUGAAUGUGGUCAAUCUGCUGGGAGCCUGCACCAAAGGAGGGCCCAUCUACAUCAUCACUGAGUACUGCCGCUACGGCGACCUGGUGGACUACCUACACCGCAACAAGCACACCUUCCUGCAGCACUGCUCCGACAAGCGCCGCCGGGCCAGCGCCGAGCUCUACAGCAACGCCCUGCCGGUCGGGCUCCCCCUCCCCAGCCACAUGUCCCUGCCUGGGGAGAGUGACGGUGGCUACAUGGACAUGAGCAAGGACGAGUCGGUGGACUAUGUGCCCAUGCUGGACAUGAAAGGAGACAUCAAAUAUGCAGACAUUGAGCCCUCCAACUACAUGGCUCCCUAUGAUAACUACGUCCCCUCCGCUCCCGAAAGGACCUGCCGAGCAACUUUGAUUAACGAGUCCCCAGUGCUUAGCUACAUGGAUCUUGUGGGCUUCAGCUACCAGGUGGCCAAUGGCAUGGAGUUCCUGGCCUCCAAGAAUUGUGUCCACCGAGACCUGGCAGCCAGAAAUGUGCUCAUCUGUGAGGGCAAGCUGGUCAAGAUCUGUGACUUUGGCCUUGCUCGUGACAUCAUGCGGGACUCUAACUACAUCUCCAAAGGCAGUACCUUCCUGCCGCUGAAAUGGAUGGCCCCCGAGAGCAUCUUCAACAGCCUCUACACCACCCUGAGCGACGUGUGGUCCUUUGGGAUCCUACUCUGGGAGAUCUUUACCCUGGGUGGCACCCCUUACCCAGAGCUGCCCAUGAACGAGCAGUUUUACAAUGCCAUCAAGCGGGGUUACCGCAUGGCCCAGCCUGCCCACGCCUCCGACGAGAUUUACGAGAUCAUGCAGAAGUGUUGGGAAGAGAAGUUUGAGAUCCGCCCCCCCUUUUCCCAGCUGGUGCUGCUUCUCGAGAGACUGCUGGGCGAGGGUUACAAAAAGAAGUACCAGCAGGUGGAUGAGGAGUUCCUGAGGAGCGACCACCCCGCUGUCCUUCGGUCCCAAGCCCGCUUCCCAGGCUUCCAUGGGCUCCGAUCCCCCCUGGACACCAGCUCAGUCCUCUACACUGCUGUGCAGCCCAACGAGGGUGACAAUGACUAUAUCAUCCCCCUGCCCGACCCUAAACCCGAGGUUGCUGAUGAGGGCCCACUGGAGGGCUCCCCCAGCCUUGCCAGCUCUACGCUGAAUGAAGUCAACACCUCCUCUACCAUCUCCUGUGACAGCCCCCUGGAACUACAAGAGGAACCAGAGCCAGAGCCCCAGCCUGAGUCCCGGGUGGAGCUGGAGGCAGAACCAGAGUGGCUGCCGGAGUCAAGCUGUCCUGAGCCCCGGGCUGAGGCAGAGGACAGCUUCCUGUAGGGGGCUGGCCCCCACCCUGCCCUGCCCGAAGCUCCCCCUCUACCUCCCAGCACCCUGUGCCUCCUGUCCUGUCCUGCCGGGCCUCCCAUCAGCUGGGCUGUUCUCAUCAGCUGUCCCCUCUGGAAGGCUCUUGCCCCUGACAUGUCAUACCCCAACCCCUGGGGUAGGCUUAGGAGGCAAGAGACCUGCAGGGGCCAUGACCAGCCCUCUGCCUCUGGGGAGGCCAUAUGACUCUGAGCCAGGGUUCUCCCACAGGACUCAGUUGCCCCAUCUGUAAGAUGGGAAAGUAAGGCUCAGCAACACAGUCUGGGAUUCUCCCCUGGCUGACAGGUGGGGUGGUUGGAAUCCUUGGGAAGAUUCUCAAGGUUCAUGAGGUGGUAGGUGAACUUUUUUCUGUUCAGCCAGCUACCCCUCAGGAGCUGUAGCUCUUUCCUUGUACUUUAUCCACCCAAAAGCUGGGGAGGGGACCCUGGCGUCCCUGGCUCCUGGCUGAGCUAGGGCCUGGCCUUGGACAGUGUUGCGUCUUCUCCUCAAAGUCAGUCUUCACUCUCCCAGGCCCGAGCUGGUCUGGGGCCACCCAUGCUUAAUGAAUGCGAGGGGCUGAGCCCAGUCCAGGACAUUCUGGCCCAUAGCCCCUGCCCCAGGCGCUCGGGACACACCUCUUCAUACAAAGUGCCUGAGUCUGUGUCUUCCUGACUCCAUGAGUCCUGGAGUCUUUUUCUUCAUCACUGCCAGUCAUAUUCUACCCACCAGUCUCCAGGGCCGGACGAACCCACAUCUAUGAUGAGUGUGUUGACAUGCCUGUGCGAAGUGUCCACACGCGAGGACCAGUUUGUGGAUUGUAUGUGCACUGGAUCUGCCAAGAGACCUUGCAGAAAUCCCUUGCCCUCUCUGGGCCCGUUUUCCCUGUUGAAAAAUGAGCAGGUUGGACUCAUUGACUUUUGGUGCCCUUCCACUACUAACAUUCUAGAAUAUUUUUGGAGUUACACACUUGCCCAGAUAAAGCAAAGCCAAACACCCCAAGUCUCCAUCCUGGAGGUCAGCUGAGGUCUGGGGAGAUUCCAGACCACAUAUCACACUCCAGGAGUUCAGGAACUGUGCCCCUUCCCCAGGCCCCCAGCAAAUCCCAAAAGGCCAGCUGCCCAGGCCUUGACUCGGAGUGCAGCCAGUAUCUGAGAAAGCCCCAGGCAGUUGCCCCAGGGAUGUGGGAGGACCGAGGUAGCUCUUUCAGCACCCACAGUGACCUCCGGAGCUAUCCUGGGCCAAGGAGGUGGAGAGGGCAAAUCAGAGCAUCUGCUGCGCCUCCCACUCCAACACCUGCUGUCCAGGUCUGUGUCGAAGACAGUGGACAGUUAGGGCCCCUGGGGGGCCCUGGAAACCACAAGAAGCCUUGGAUGGGGAACCUGAGAAAGGGAUAUAAGAAGUAGGUACUCUGACGGUUGCCUGCUCAGCUGCCAGCUGCCCCAUCCCUGAGGCAGUACCCACAGGAUAUGGCUUUGUCACUGCCCGGGCCUACUCACCUCACUGUCUCUGCCAGCCACCCAGCCCAGUGGGCAUUGAAGUGCUAAAGGAACGAGGUCUGUGGCCAAGACCUCUGGCAGGGGAGGGCUGUAAGGGGGUGAGGCAAGACCCCCCCUUCUGGUCACCAAGCCCCCUAUGCUGGUUCGCACCUUCCUGCCCUGCGACUCCCGAACACUGGUUGAGGAGAGAAACUGGGUUCUCACUACGGUACCAAAGAUGUAAUCACCUAGGUUUACAAGUAUUUUUAGGACUCACAUUAACUCACAUUUAUACAACAGAAGUGCUAUUUUAUAUGCCAUCAAAAUUUACUAUCUGUGUACUUUUUUUUAAGGGAAAGAUUUUAAUAUUAAACUGGUGCUUCCCACAGA
Molecule: messenger RNA, 5550 nt
Organism: Miniopterus natalensis
Lineage: Eukaryota; Metazoa; Chordata; Mammalia; Chiroptera; Miniopteridae
Gene: PDGFRB
Product: platelet derived growth factor receptor beta
Biological process (GO): protein phosphorylation; positive regulation of smooth muscle cell migration; cell chemotaxis
Cellular component (GO): plasma membrane; signaling receptor complex
Molecular function (GO): platelet-derived growth factor binding; platelet-derived growth factor beta-receptor activity; ATP binding
Source: RefSeq, a predicted model, not a curated record